This is a messenger RNA of Echinostoma caproni, 3603 nucleotides long. The record is from the annotation of a GenBank genome assembly. Lineage: Eukaryota; Metazoa; Platyhelminthes; Trematoda; Plagiorchiida; Echinostomatidae.
AUGUUCAUCAUGAUAUUUANUGAUGAUGAUGAUGAUGAUGAUGAUGAUGAUGAUGAUGAUGAUGAUGAUGAUGAUGAUGAUGAUGAUGAUGAUAUGAAUGGUGUUUGUGACGUUAAUGUUCAUCAUGAUAUUUAUAUUGUUUAUGAUGUUGAUGACAAUGACAGCGAUGUUUACAAUGAUUAUCCUGAUGAUUAUUAUGACACUGACUCGGAGAUUUGUGAUGGUAUUAUCGAUGAUGAUGUCUUUGCUGAUUUUUCUGAUGUCUCUUUCCACUAUGGUUGCUCGAAUGAUAGUUGGGAUUGCGUUGACGCCUUUGAGGUUUGUAACUUGGAUGUAGUUGAUAUUGAUACUGAUGACCCGAAUGAAGAAGAUGAUGAAUCAGAUUUUGAGCAGGAUGGCGACAGGGAAUACUCAGAUAAUAAUGAGGAUUAUGAUGAAGACGGUGACCAUUGUGAUGCCUCUUAUACUGUUGACACCGAACUCAGACGUGGUCUAUCCACCGGGGUGUUCUCUUCGAGUACGGCUUUUCGUUUGACGAUUCAGUGCCUGGAUUCGCUCAAAACCCUUCACGAUGCCGGAUUCCUCCAUCGAGAUGUAAAGCCUUCGAAUUUUACUAUCCAAAGACGACGACUAGAAGAUCGACUUCAGGUGACUAUCCUUGAUUUUGGUUUGGCCCGACCGUACACAGUUGCCGGACCCGGUUCGGAGGUUAGAAACCCAAGGCCGGUGGCCGGGUUUCGUGGAACUGUCCGGUAUGCCUCAGUUCAUGCUCACGAACAUCGAGAUUUGGGUCGCCGAGAUGACUUGUGGUCCCUUUACUACAUGUUGAUUGAAUUUGUUUGCGGACAACUCCCAUGGAGACGCAUUCGUGAUAAAGAUUUGGUCGGUCAGAUGAAAGCGGCUCUGGAUCACAAAGAAAUGGCUCUAAAAGCCGGUAUUCAUCUUUCCAUAGCUGAAUGUUGGAUGUCACAUCUGCACCGAUUGGAGUAUCACAGUCGACCAGAUUAUGAUCUGCUUAAACAAAGUUUGAUCUCUUGGCUUACUGAACAUGAAAUUCAGUGGACUGACAGAUAUGACUGGGAAGAACUUACUCCCGUGACAAGUCUCACAACAAAACUACCUCAAGACAUUCGACCGGGAUGCGUGAAAAGAAACCAUUCACAAGAGCUACUAGAAGGUAACUUUGUAGAGGAGCAACGUCCAGAUUUACAAGUGUUAACUACAUUAAAAUCGGUUAUCAAACAGAAUUCCGUUGGCAAUCAACCAGAGGUGGAUAGUGUUGGAUUGGGUAAAUGGCCUGGCCCGCUAAAGGCAUCCCAAUCGCAGCACUCUAUACCUGUCAAGAUGCGAAAUGUGAAUCGAUCACAACAUACACUUCCGCAGCUCACAAAGACGGUUAGUGUACGACGAAGUGACCGGGUCAUCGCAGGUGAUUUAGGCAGCGAAGAUUUGGAGGAUUCACAGAGAAAGCGACAUGGGUCUAUGACAGAAAUAUUCACCGAGAUCAAAAACCAAUCAUUUACCAAUCAGAGUGUAAAGCACAAACCUGCAGGUAUAUCCGCCGUGGUGUAUGUGGAUGUCAAGGAUGAAGCAGGUGGUCAACAACUAUCCAACAACGUCGGGAAGGACGAACAGAACAGAGAACAAUCUGAGGCAUCUUCCGCUUCAUCUACACCGUCCUUAUGGAACAGUGAAAGUGGAUCGGCAAACAAACCAGUCACACAAAAAGGUGUUCAAACGGAAUCCAAAGAACUACCGGAAUUGCUUUGGGAUAAAGCCCUGGAGAAUGUAUCUGACACGAAAAUAAAGGACAGCUCGCAUAUCUUGGAAUGCAAAGCAUUGGUGCACGAUCGACGGGUAACGUCUAAAAUGGGGCAGACAUUUGUUGCUUCCACAUCUUCAGCUGUUGUUGAGGUGGGAAUGAAUUCUCAAAACUUGACCGGAGAAUUAUCGGAUACAAGUGGGACCCCAAGAUUGACCAAUCGGGUCACAGAGACCACAACUUCCAACAACCCCAGGGCGAAAAUUCAUGCUAUCAUACAACACUUGUUAGCAAAACAACAGAUGGAAUGCAAGAUGUCCCAUGGAAAACUUACUGUAGACACUUGUGGAACGGAUCCAAAAUCCCUAGCUCAUCACCAGUAUCGUUCGUUAUCCGUACAAGCAAAGCCACACGAUAACCAAAUUUAUGUUCAUCCCAAAGAUUCUCUGUCAAAGCAAUGCACACGUACUGGCAACCACAACACCAAUGCGACCUCGAUGCAAGCUACGCAACACUCGGCUUCAUUUGUGCGGCUGUCUUCCAACAACCUGAUGUUAUCACAGUCUACCGAUCAUCACACUUUUCUUCGCGUACCACGGCAGAAUACCUUAGCCAAUCUAGGAACGAAUACAUCCAAACUGGACAAAGCUCGCUCACGUUUGGAACAGACAGUGAAGAAUUUCACCGAUGGUGAAUCGCCAUCCACUGGUACUCCGGCAGCUGCAAACCGGAUAAUAAUAAGUGCCGCAGAGGAAAAAUCUCCACAAACCGCACAGUUCCAAGGAUUGAAACCGACUCCGUUACCUCGGAGACGUCGUAGUUAUCAAUCCAUUCCAAAAUUGUCUGAAAAACCAUGCGAUUUGCCAGCGGAUACACCAGUAGCUUUGAAUGCUUCGCAUUUGGAUCGCUACCCAAUUGAUGGAGACCGUUUGGCCAAAAGCGACUACCGCAACAAGCUGAAUGUGAAUAAACGCAGACAGAAAACGCCAGCAACAGGUAAUCCGAUCGGUCCGCUAACCAGUACAUCUCUGAAGCCUGUUCGAAGACCCGAUUGUUCAGAAGGAUUGAAGAAACGCCCAGCAGAGGACAAAACCAAGUUCGACAGAGAUCAACACGACUGUGUCCCGGUUCAACACACUGGGAACACCCCUGCUGGUGUAAAGAUCUUACAUGAAGAAGAAAAAGUGAAAAGAAGAGAUUUGCACAAGGAUAAAUGCGACACAGCGAAACUCACAUGCAACCAGUUCAUUGCCAAAGUGGGUACUAGUCAAAAUUUAAACUGGAAUUCAUCCACUCGAAUAGUGGACGGAUCACGCACAAAAAGUGGGACGAAUCACGCAGGUAUGCCGAUCCAAACAGACUUGUCACGCACAAAACGAACACCAAAAUGGAUGGGUGGGCAUGAAGCGACUGCGAUCCAUGCAACUCUCCGUGGUGCAAAAGUCACAACCAGUCGACCCUUAACGGCCACACCACGAAAACUGGUCACCGGACCGAAUGAUCAUUUGAAAGAUUCAUUACAACUUCGAGGAAACACGGAUUUGAACGUCUCAUGGAACGGCUUGGCCGGUUGGCUAAAUCAAUCGACGGAUGAUGCAAUGCAACCGAUUCGCAGUAAUCAAACAGACACAUUACGUCCUCCACGUACACGAAUCCGACUAAGCAACAAGCAUAGUGAACAGUACGGCGAUCACGCAAAAGAUGAUAAUGAGGAUAAUGUUCAUCAGAAACAUGAAGAUCGUGAGGAUGAUGAUGCUCAUGAAAAUGAGGAAGACACAGAUGAAGCUGAAGAAAAAUCACAGAUUGGAGAUGAUAAACCUGAAGCUGAUGAAGAUGAAUAA